AUCAGUACUUCCUUCUCAAAGUGGAGCUUGGGAACUUAUAGCUGAUACACGCACACACACUCACACUCUACACCUUGCACGGAGCAGCGGGAUGUCGAGGCGCCCGAGACACAGUGUUUACAGCAGCGAUGAAGAUGAGGAAGAUGUGGAGAUUUAUGAUCAUGAUUAUGAUGCCCCGUUAGCCAAAACAGGAAAACGGCACCUUGGCAAAACACGCUGGACGCGUGAAGAGGAUGAGAAGCUGAAGCGACUGGUGGAACACCAUGGUUCAGAAGACUGGAAAGUCAUUGCCAGCUUCCUGCCUAACCGUACAGAUGUUCAGUGUCAGCACCGCUGGCAGAAGGUCCUCAACCCUGAGCUUAUUAAAGGACCCUGGACCAAAGAGGAGGACCAAAGGGUCAUUGAGCUGGUGCAGAAAUAUGGCCCCAAGCGAUGGUCAGUGAUAGCGAAGCACUUAAAGGGCCGUAUAGGGAAGCAGUGUCGUGAGCGCUGGCACAACCACCUGAACCCCGAGGUAAAGAAGACGUCCUGGACAGAGGAGGAAGACCGCAUCAUCUACCAGGCCCACGAGAAGCUCGGCAACCGCUGGGCGGAAAUCGCCAAACUGCUGCCGGGCAGAACUGAUAAUGCCAUAAAGAACCACUGGAACUCUACCAUGCGGCGUAAAGUGGAACAGGAGGGCUAUCUGCAGCACACUGCUAAAGUGAGCCCCACUCCAAUAACCAGCACCUACACGAAACCCCCCCACCUGCUCAACUACAGCCACACUCCAACCAGCAGCUCCAUGGCAACCAGCCCCAUCACUAGCCAGUACCCCUACUACAUAUCUGACCCACAAAGGGUACCGUUUCCAUUGGCUCUUCAGCUGAACAUUUUUAACAUCCCUCAGCAUGGCACUGCAGCUAUACAGAAACACUAUAAUGAAGAGGACCCAGAGAAAGAGAAGAGGGUAAAGGAGAUUGAGAUGCUUCUGAUGUCAACAGAGAAUGAGCUGAAGGGACAACAAGCACUACCCAUCUCCAUGGCCAGUUACGGGUGGGGUCGGGGCUCUUUGACUGACACCUCCAUGGGUGUGGCCGUGUCGGUGCCAGCUCCCCCCCUGGAGCAGGGCUGUCUUCCUGAGGAGAGUGCUCAUGGCAACACGAACAGCCCAAACAGCAGCAGCUUGAGCAGCAGCAGUAGUAGCAGCAGCAAUGCAGGUAGCAGCGUGGUCCUGGCAGCCUUACCGGAGUUCAUGGAUGCCAUCGACUCAUUCUUAAAUGCUUCAGUGAGCCCAGAUUCGGAUAGCCAGAGUCUACCUGUUUCGCCCACAUCAGUGUGCUCCCAGAAACCUCUGCAGCAUGACCUUACUCUCCGCCCCCAGAAAGAGAAUGACAUGUUCAGGACACCAACUCUGAGGCGCUCCAUCAUGGAGUGUUCUCCUCGCACUCCUACCCCAUUCAAAACAGCACUGACCAUGCAGGACACGAAAUAUGGACCACUGAAGAGGUCCCAUAGUCCUACUGUGGAGGCAGUGGUUGGUGGCAUUAAGCAGGAGCCUCAGGAGUGUGAAGUGAGCGUUGGGGGCGCGCACCUUGAUCAGGCCCCCCUAAAGAAGAUCAAACAAGAGGCGGAGCCAACAUGCCUUCAAUGGGAGGGGCAAAAUCUCCAUACCCAGCUAUUCCCUUCAAGUGGCCCUGCCCACGAUAUGCCUGAUCUGUUGACCAGCUCUGUCCUGAUGCUGCCUGGGGCAGAGAAGAGUGAGGAUGGUCAUAAAGCUCCACAGAUGCCCCGCAGAACCCUGGGCAGCCCACUGCAGCAUUUGAGCACAUGGGAGCAGGUGCUUUGUGGGAAAUCAGAGGAGCAGCUCCUGCCUUCUGAGCCAACACACAAAUACCUCAACAGCUUUUCCUCCCGCACACUCGUCAUGUAGAGGACAGCAGGAGAGAGAGGGAGAGUGAGAGAGAGAGAAGACAAUCAUCUUGAAAAGAAAAGGAAAGAGAAAACACUCUGUGGCCACUCCUAAGGUGGGGUCAGGUCACUGUGGUACACAAUUUGGGAGAGGCGUAAAGCCAUUCAUUUGACCGCACGGCCAUCAAUUAAGCUGUGCUCUUACCAGUUGGAUUUUCGACCAACCAAAGAAAUAUUGGGUUUUUUCUACUUUUUUGACCUUUUUUAAUAAUAUUAUAUUAUAUAUUUUGUAUUAUAAAUGGGGAAAUGAACUGUCUAUGAGGGCUGUAAUUGUAUGGAUUUUAAUAUAAAGAACAAUUUGUAAUAAUUUAUUAUUUUGUAUUAAAAAUAAUUAACUAUGACGGGCGCAUUUGCCAGUGUUGGACCCCAGUAUUCGUGCCCCCUUCUCAUGUCUAGAUUACUGAUUGUGUGUUAACAGUAAGGAGUGUGCAUCCUGCAAGCAUUAUCAUGAUUUGAUACCCUGUAGCCCAACAGUGCUGCCUCAGAGAACACAGAACCAUGUUUAAGCUGGCAGUGUACUUCAAACAAAAGUGAUGUUUUUAGGUCUCAAAUGUGAAAUCAACAUUAUACUGAUGACGAUACAAUGACAGAUAAUUCAUUUACAUCCUCAGAAAAACGUCCUUCACCUAGUUUUGACUGGGUUCUCAUUAAAUACUCUUUUAAAGCACUUGCAAACAUCAGAUUCAUCCCCUCAGGCAAAGGGUCCGAAGCAUAGCCAAUGUCACAAAAUUUUCCUCCGCACGUCGCAUGCAAUCACGCACUUCCAUUCCAUAGUGUAGCUUUAAGUAUACAACUGCAUGUUCAUCGUUUGAAGUGUGCUGCCAGCUUUAGAAUGCGCUACACAAGGCUUUUAUUAUGCCAAUGUAUUCCUGACCAAACCAAGCACAUACGAGUGCCUCCUAGUUCACCUUGCCAAGUUUAGAAAUAAACCUGAACUGUCACGUGGUUCAGCAAACUCACAGACACCCAGCAUUUCAUUUAGUGUUACCAUUUCAAAGCAGUAAAGCAGUCAAAGCCCAGGACCGAAACUGCCUCCUAUUAGCACUGUGUCAAACCUGACAACAAAGCUACGAGAUUUUAGCUGAACAAAAUAAAAGUGUUGGUUUAAGAUUUGUUACCAAGCUAGCAAAGGAAAGCAAAGUUUACCAAGCAUGUUUUCAAAUCAAAGGCCUAAGUGACAAAAAAAAGGAGCUUUUGAUCUGAUGAGACAUUUCUUAACGCCUAAUUUCAUAACACUGUUUUGUUUUUGUUUUCGUUUGUUUUUGUUGUUUGUUUUAUAAUCAAGAGUGUCAAUGGUAUUACUAGUUCUAAAAACACUGAAAUUACUGCUUUUAUAACUAGUCGGCUUGUUUUUGAUAUUUCAAUGUACUUUUGAUACCAAGACUGUUGUGGCCAAUCAAAAACAUUUUAGCAGUAACGUUUUGGUUAUUUGCUGCCUUUUUUGUAUUAGCUUAAAGUACAAACACUUUUUUAUACACGUCAAACUUUUCUACACAUUUUUGAUACGAUUUUUUUAAACUGCCAUGUGAAUAAAGUGUGUUUU
Molecule: messenger RNA, 3493 nt
Organism: Colossoma macropomum (tambaqui)
Lineage: Eukaryota; Metazoa; Chordata; Actinopteri; Characiformes; Serrasalmidae
Gene: myb
Product: v-myb avian myeloblastosis viral oncogene homolog
Exons: 15
Coding region: 92-1912 (606 amino acids)
Biological process (GO): regulation of DNA-templated transcription
Cellular component (GO): nucleus
Molecular function (GO): RNA polymerase II cis-regulatory region sequence-specific DNA binding; DNA-binding transcription factor activity, RNA polymerase II-specific
Source: RefSeq, a predicted model, not a curated record